Messenger RNA from Penicillium argentinense, 3375 nucleotides. RefSeq lists its product as uncharacterized. The record is from RefSeq and is a predicted model, not a curated record. Bases 1 to 3375 code for a protein of 1124 amino acids. Lineage: Eukaryota; Fungi; Ascomycota; Eurotiomycetes; Eurotiales; Aspergillaceae. The transcript has a single exon.
AUGACCUCGACCGACAACAACCUGUGGUAUUCAAAAUUCCACAAGGUUAUUGAAAAGCCGGGCUCGUUGACCAUCUUGUCAGCCACCGAGAAAGGCCUCUUUUUUGGCAAAGGCCAGGCAUAUGGGGCUCUGGUACAGAAUUUUCCCGAAUCUGUGAGCGUGUUCGCAGAGUCGGUUACCUUGUGUGAGCCCGAAGCCGACGAAGGAAUUACAUUCGGAUCAACUGAAGCGGGCGUGGUGACGCUGAGCACCACCAGGUUGAUUAGUCAGACCAAAUCUCCCUCGGCAGUCGUGAGUGCUCGCGGCAAGAAGGGAGACCCCAAUGAUGCUGGAGGCAAGGAUGGACAAACCGGGACAAACGGCAAGCCUGGCCACACACUCAAUGUCUUUGUGGGCCACGCGCCUUCAGGGCCGCUUGCGGUGGACUUUGAUGCUCGGGGUGGAGACGGAGAAACCACGGAGGCGAUUGGCCAACCUGCUGGAACUGGAGGCAAAGGGGGCAAGGCGACUGUUUUCGUGGUAUCGACGUGGGCGACCAUCUUUCAUAGCCUGCGGGCUACAAUUCAAAUCCUCGGCCCGAAAAUAAUAUUCGACGAAUCGAGUGACUCCGACGCGAGCGAUAAUGGGGAUGAUGAUGAUGACCUGCCCCCCGAUCCUCAAGUAUUUGGGCGCAUCAGUGGCAUCAUUCGAAUGACCUGCCGUCUGUGUGAACAGGAUGACCCGCUUAGCAAGGUAGUUCUCACCACACUGGAGCCUCUGAGCCACCUCAAUAAGAGGAAUACUCGACAGAAAGUCUUCAAAGGUCUCAAGGCGGUUUAUGACAAGCUGAAGCAAGCCCUUACUCGGCAGCGCGUGGAUGUGAGAGACUCGACCACUGCUCCAGGGGGCUCAGGAGGGUCCGGACUCAGAACGAGAGGGCAUCGUGGCACGCGUGGUGAGGAUGGUGAACCAGGUGACGUCCAUUCCAAAGUGGUGCAGAGUGCUACGGUGGCUGGACCGCUGGAAUUUGCACCUUUGCACCCACUACAAUGUCGAAUGCAGCUUGAGAAAGCCGCAACGCUCUUCUAUUUCGGUAACCCGGAUAGUCUCUAUCGGGCUCAGCGGACUCUCGCCUCUCUAGUAGCCAAGAUGGGAGCAGUGUUGGACCUUGACGCUGAUGGUUCCCUGGCCGUCCAGUCGCUGCCUCAAAAGGCCCAAAAGCUCCGAGAGGAACGGCUUCAGGCGCUGGCGACUGUCUACAAAAACCAGCGAGCCCUGCUGGGCAUCCCGCCCGAAAUGAACGACCCCGUGGGUGAGCUUCGCCAGAUCGGCCGCGAUGCAUUUGACAUGCUUUUCCGGUUGAGCCGGACGUCAGUGGACUACUAUGGCUACCAGGAUAACUGGGCACCACGCCAGUCCGUCCACGUGUUUGAAAAGGAAACUAAAUUGUCACUUGAUGCACUUGAAAAGUCUGAGCAGCUCUUCCUCAAUCUAACUAGUCGGUUGGAUAAGGUAGAAACGAGCGAAGAUGUGCGGCUAGAGACUAUCAAGCAAGUGGAAACGGGCAGGAACCACAUCAAAGAUGAGCGAAAGAAUCUUCUCGCUCAACUCGAAGCUCUCAGACUCCGCGUCUUUGGCCAGACGCUCAAGGCAGAACUCCAGCGGAGAGCCGACAAUGUUGCCUACGCACUAGAGGAUCUGAAACGCAAGACUGAGAACAGCUUUAAUGUUCCCUUCACCCGUGUUCUUGAGUCCUUCGGGAAUGUUGCCAAGGAGAUCAAGGUUUCCGGCUUGAUCAUGCCUAGAAAGGAAAAGGUCAAGAUCCCAGCGGAUCCCAAGAACCCCGGCAAUCCCAAGAACCCGAGCGAUCCCAAGAAUCCAGGCGAUCCCAAGAACCCAGGCGAUGCUAAGAAGCCGGAAGAGCCCAAGAAGCCGGAAGAGCCCAAGAAGCCGGAAGAGCCCAAGAAGCCGGAAGAGCCCAAGAAGCCGGAAGAGCCCAAGGAACCAGAAGAUCCAAAGAAACCAGACGGUCCCAAGAAACCAGACGAUCCCAAGAGACCAGCCGAAAAGGAGGUGUUGAAAUUCUUUGACUUCCUUGGACUGACCAAAAAGCUCUACGAAAAGGCUGGUGGGGAGAUAACUGACCUGAUCUAUGAGGGGAUUACCAGUAUCCCGAGCGCUGACGGCAAAAAUAUCGAAAAGAGUUUGAUUGUGCGCCAAAUCCGCAGCGUUGUUGGUGACUUGGAGAAGGUGGGAGAGUCAUCAAGAGCCAAGUGGAAGACGGAUCCCAACACGAAUGCGGUUGAGCUCGACGAGCAGCAAGAUGUGCUGCUGGUCACCAGUAAGGAGCAGAUCGACAAGUUUGUCAAGGACUUUGGGGGUGCCGCAGACAUUGGCAAGCAGGCCGAAAAGGUCCAGGAGGCGCUGAAACACUACGCCGACCUACUCUCAGAUCGCAACCAUGACAAGGUCCAAUACAAUCUAGGCCUGAAAGCGCUCCUCGUAACGAGCGAGGCUGUUAAUGGCCUCCAAACUCGCGAGAGCCAGCUGCAGCGUGAGGGCUUCAAGAAAGAUGACAAGGACCAACUAAGUCAAAUGGCCCACAUGGCCGAUGAGAUCUACUCCUGGAAUCGCAAGCGAGCCAUGAGAUUUAUUUCUAUCUACCGCCGUGCCAUCUAUCUGGCGACCCUGUCCAAGCCCGAAGAAACGGAGACCAGUGGGGCCACAAGUGAUGCUGACCUUAUGCUGCCGGCAGCCAAACUCAACAACAUGUACGAACGUCUGCAUGAUGACAUGGUCGGUCUGCAAGAGAAGGCUGGCUCCGACGCCUCCUAUUAUCCGCAGAAUUUCGACCAGGACCGCGGCAAAUACGUUGAUUUAACGCCAGAGGACCGCGAUGCACUGGUGAAGUAUGGUCAGGUGCGGGUGACUCUACCGGCGCCCCGUCGCGAGCCCGAUGACAGCGACCUACCCGAAUUUCGCGGGUGUGCGGAUGUGCGAGUCCACCGGGUGCGAUUCUGGCUGGACGGCAUCCUCAUCCGACCCGAAGCGGUCGGGAAAACAGAGAUUCCAGUUAAGAUUAGCAUCGCGCACGAAGGCGAUAGUAUCUAUUAUGAUUGCCGAGGCGAGGCUCAUGCCUUUGCGCAUGACCCUGUCCACCCAGCCUGGUCCUACCGACUAUUCCCUACCUCCAAUGGGGAGAGUCAGUUUGGUGGAGUCCAGGAAUCGGGUACCAUUGUGGGUAAGGGGGGCGAGGUCAUGGCCUAUGCGGCCCCAAGUCCAUUCGCAAGUUGGACCAUCUCCCUGAGGUACCUUGACCACAAGUCCUUGGAUGUGUCCCAGGUUAAAAGGGCGCGCUUCGAGUUCUUUGGUACGAGCCGGGACUUUGACCCGUAG